AUGGAAGAUUUAACGGAGUUUAUAGAGCUAUACAUUAGUGAGUGUCCAGAACUUGAGGAUAUACCAAGCCUUGCCCAAGCAAACCACUUUGAGAGGAUUAAUAUUAACUCAUGUGAUAAGCUGCACAACAUAACACUACCAAAGACACUCAACAAACUCACUGUGCAAUAUUGCAGAGGAUUACAAAGGAUUGUAGGAAUGUUCAAACUUAAAGAGCUUAGAGAGCUCUCUAUUAGGGAGUGUCCCGAGCUUAAGGAGUUAUCCAUAUUUGAUUGUCUAGGAUUGAAAUACUUGGAGAUGAUUCACAUUGAUUCAUGUGAGAAGCUGCAAAACAGAACACUGCCAACAAGGCUCCUAAAACUCGGUCUGCAACAUUGCAAAUAUUUUCCAAGGAUUACGGGAAUGGAUGACCUUACUGAGUUGUGCAUUAGUGAGGGUGAGGAGAUUGAUGUGUUUCCAACUCUUGCCAGACUAAGCUGCUUGAUCAAGAUUAAAAUUAACUCUUGUCAGAACCUGGACAACAUAACGCUGCCAACGACACUCAACGAAUUCUCAGUGCACUGA
Molecule: messenger RNA, 564 nt
Organism: Cryptomeria japonica (Japanese cedar)
Lineage: Eukaryota; Viridiplantae; Streptophyta; Pinopsida; Cupressales; Cupressaceae
Exons: 1
Coding region: 1-564 (187 amino acids)
Source: RefSeq, a predicted model, not a curated record